Sebastes umbrosus (honeycomb rockfish) is the source of this 3088-nucleotide messenger RNA. RefSeq names its product DnaJ (Hsp40) homolog, subfamily C, member 30b (gene dnajc30b). The record is from RefSeq and is a predicted model, not a curated record. The coding region runs from base 52 to 1056 and encodes 334 amino acids. NCBI's taxonomy places the organism in Eukaryota, Metazoa, Chordata, Actinopteri, Perciformes, Sebastidae. The transcript has 2 exons.
GGAAGCUGCAUCUGUGUUCCGGCCUGCUCACGAGCUCCGCUGUCGGUAAAGAUGGCAGAGGUCGGUCAAAGGCUGGGCAGCGGAGCUUACCGGCUGUCUGCUCUCAGAAACAGCCCGAGUCGACCGGUGUGCACCGGAGAAAGUCCCGGUUCUCUGCUGGUUAGCUGCACCUUCAGUGACAAUCGGGUAAAAGAGGAAUCAACGCGAGAUCAACGUGAAGUUCAGCCGGUGUCAAGAAGCAGAGCAACAUCAGACAAACUUUCCAAAGUGAGAAGAAAUGAGAAGCUGCUGCCUGGCAGGAUGACAUCCUGGAUCAGAGGACCUGUCUCCAUCCACCCUGAUGCCUUCAGGUCCCCUCAGCAGCUGCGAGCCUUCUGCACUGUCAUCUUCAUCCUAUCAGAGCAGGGAUCAGAGAGACUGAGGCGUCUGAAACUACACCCUGAUACCCUGCAAGCACUUAGUAGAGGCUACAGGUGGAGGAGUGGCAGCAGCAGCUCAAAAGAUGCUCCUGUGCUGUACAGAAGCAGGACGUCCUAUUACGACGUCCUCAAAGUGACCCCCGGUGCCACACAGUCCCAGAUCAAGACGGCCUACUACAAGCAAUCCUUCAUCUACCACCCUGACAAGAACCCGGGGAACGAGGAGGCCACCCAGCGCUUCUCUGAGAUCAGCGAGGCCUACACCGUGCUGGGCAGCAUCAGCCUGAGGAAGAGGUACGACCGUGGUCUCCUGAGCAGGUCGGAUGUUCAAAGUGCAGGGAGACCGUCCUCCAAAGAGACCACAAGCAAAGGUUCCCCACCACAGCAGCAGCAGUUCAGAGCCAGGCGGUUCUCCCAAGCUGGGGGGAAGACCAUGUUUGAUUUUGACGCCUUUUAUCAGGCUCACUACGGGGAGCAGCUGCAGAAGGAGAGGGAAAUGAGAGCCAGGAAGCAGCGCAUGGAGGAGCAGCAAAAGGAGGAAUAUAAGAAGUGGAAGCAGGCGAGGACGAUGGACAUGACUGUGGCGGUGCUGCUGGCCAUGGCAGGCUUAUUUUUUGUCAACGUCAUCAAGCCCUGAAAUAGAAGCAGCAACCUGGCGUCCCCCAGAGGGGUUGCAUGUUACGACUCUCAGGGGGGUGGAGAUGGAGGGGGAGGGGCUACCUCAGACUGUUUUGCAAGUGUUGCACAGUUUCUGACAGUUGAAGAUGACUAUUUUUACUGUGUUGUAGGAGUAAAGAAAAGCCGGAUGACUGUGUCCCAUCAUCUAGCAGCCAUGGAUAGGCGAAUCACCUCACAAGAUUGUAUCAAGACAAGGACUGAACAUACCUGAACAAACAUACCUGUUCAUUUUCUUCCAUGUCUAGGAUAUUAAAAAGCAUAAAUAAACAUUACACACACAUACACUUACCUAGAAAGGGGUGCUAGAUUAAAAACAAACCCAGUAACGUCAGUUAUAAACUGGAAAUCUGCAAACCUCACAACAGGAUGUGCCAUUAUUUAUUCCUGCUGAUAUCAUAUUUCACACGUAUUUUUAUUAUAAAAUUGGUUUCAGAGUCACGUCAUCGCAAUCUUGUAAAAGUGAAUUCAUACUUGCCCAGAUGUUGCAACAGGAACAAACGUCAUGUAAACGUGUCAUUACAGGUUUAGUCUUUGCAUCAUCAACAAUUGUUCACACUCUCUAUUAGUGGUGACAAUCUGAAGCCAAACAAUCUUUUUUUUGUGGCAGCUCAAUUCUGUUCAUCCAAACACUGCACAAGGAUGGAAAACAAUAAUUAAUGCGUCAUGCUGAAAAACGCACAAUCCCUCUGCCUUUCCCUACACACUGGAUCUGUAAAGUAGAAAAUUAGUUUGAAGUAUGCAAUUUUAAGAUUAUUAGGAUAUCAAUACACAUUUUACACCAGGUGUGUAUAUGUGUAUGUACUGUACAUAACAAGAUGCCAUUCUGUUGUGGAAUUUUGUGUGAGGGAAGUUAUAAGAAUAUAUGAUCAAACUGUUUGAUUUCUUUGUUUUAAUCUAAUUUUAUUUAUGAAUCAUCAUAGUAAAUAUGUUUGCAAUUUACCCAGCAUGUUUUUUUUUUCUGCAAUACAAAGAUCUGACCUCUAGAGGGCAGCCGAGUACAUGAAAAUGAUCUCUGGGUUACAGCUGGAGGCCCGAGGGGCUCAGUGAGUUUAAACUCUGUGGGACGAUAUUAAUAUAAAUGUUAUGGAGGUUUCAGCCUGCUGAGAGCUAAUGCUGUUGUUGACUGUUUAUUUCCCUGAAGGUGCUACAUAUUAGAAACAUCAACAUGUCUGGGAUUAAGUUACCAGUCUUUAAACUGACUGGAGUGAUCAAAACGAGUCAAAUACUUUAAACUAUGAUCUUUGAAACUGGUUCACUAGCUGUCAUACAUUUAUGAACUGACACUGAAUGUAACUCAAACUGUUUGCAUUAGGGCCUUAUUAUGGAUCAUAUGGGAGACUGUUUUAUGUAAUAUAAACUGAAACAAAAGGAAACCACAUGACGUCACGUUUCACACUUCUGUUAAUACACAUGAAUAAAUAGAGGUGAGACAAAUUGUCUCUACAGAACAAUGUCCCAUCACUAUAAGUAACCUAACACCUAAACUCUUUGACUUUUCUGAGCCUUUAAUCUCCAGCAUUUCAGAUUGUGACAUUUUAUGAGUGAAUAACUGCAGAAAAAGGCGAAACAGUUUGUUCACAUUUUAUUCACAGAAAUAUAAAGUAGUAUGUCAAGUACAUCACUUUGUACAAAAUUGCACAGACUCUUCAAAACUCAGUCAGACAACAGAAGAUUUAGCUUUAAGAAGUGUUAAGAAAAUAAAAGGGAGGCAUGAGCAAUCUGUGAUAUGUUGUGAGAUGGGCUCCUGCGACAGACGGGCUCCACUGAGGAUGUUUCAUCAAGAAGAAUCGAUCAAUUGUACAUAAAUAAGACUCGAUAGGAAAAAUGUAAUUUACAACGGUUUAGGAAUAAAUAUGUUUCAAAAAUAGGAUUCAAAUUGGCACAUGAACUGCUCCGUCCACUCCUCGACUGAAACUGAAAUUUCACCUCCGUAGCUCAAAUGGCCGUGCUUGAAAAGACAGACGUUGACUCUUGAUAUGUUUUUUUUCCAA